Penicillium concentricum is the source of this 654-nucleotide messenger RNA. RefSeq lists its product as uncharacterized. NCBI's taxonomy places the organism in Eukaryota, Fungi, Ascomycota, Eurotiomycetes, Eurotiales, Aspergillaceae. The record is from RefSeq and is a predicted model, not a curated record. The transcript is spliced from 2 exons. Bases 1 to 654 code for a protein of 217 amino acids.
AUGUUGAAAGAAGAAGCGCAAAUGAAUUGGAAAUACAAUGUCUUUGUUAGCAUAGCAAAUUGGGCUUUACUUGCAGGAUAUCUGGUAAUCCAGGGAACAUUUACUUCGCUGAAAGAAUCAAACCAGGUGGAGGAAGUGCUGAAAAAGAAUACUGCUGGACGAGCUGUAUUAAGCACUAUUCAAAAUCCUCCCUUGCUCGUCAUUGCCUGCUUAUUUCUUGUCGGUGGAGCCGCUGCAUUGAUCGUGCUUUUCCGAACACUCGAAAGCAAUUAUUCGUGGCUAGUGAACAAGAUCUUCAUGCCUGCCGCAUUAAAUGCAGCCGCUGGGCUUCUCGCCACGCUUGUCAACGUUUACACUUCCCAAUCAGGUCACUGGUCUGUAAUGGCCAUUGUUACAGCCGUGGUGACCAGUCUUCUCUUGUUUGUAUUUUCAUUAUUGCUUGCAUAUUAUAAGUUUAUCAAGUUGAGGAGAGUCAUACUAGAAGAUGAAGAGGAACUUGAAAAUCAGGGUCCUGUGCGAGAACCAGUGCUUAUGCUCUUUCCGGUGAACACCAAUGGAACAGAACAAUCCACUGACAGAUCGAGUGCCAUUAAAGUGAAAUCACUUGGUAGCAUCGACUGUGGUAAGUCCAAGGAGAAAGAAAACAUGUGUUAA